AACCUGAGCGGUGUUGGACCACUGCUUCUCGGCAACUUUAUUCUUCAGAAAUUAGCAAGAAGACCUGGACCCCGUGUGAGACAGGAGAAAUGGGAAGCCCCCUGUGUGUCUCCGUUCUCUUGCUUUUGAGCAUCUUUAUCCAGUCAAGUGCCCAUGGACAAAGGCUUGGACUAGAGCCAUUUGCAAGAAGACCUCGAGCCGCUAGAAAAAAUGCAACGUUGCAGGAGACACAGACCAGAUUCCUGCUCUUUAAAGGGGAAAACGAUAAAGGCUGUCAGAUUCUGCUCCACCACCCAGACACGCUACAGCAGUGCGGCUUCAACUCCUCUCUGCCGCUGGUGAUGAUAAUCCACGGGUGGUCGGUGGACGGCUUGCUGGAAAACUGGAUCUGGCAGAUGGUGGCCGCGCUGAAGUCUCAGCUGGCCCAGCCAGUGAACGUGGCGCUGGCGGACUGGAUCACCCUGGCCCAAAACCACUAUGCCAUUGCCGUCCGCCACACCCGCCUCGUGGGCCAGGAGGUCGCAGCUGUUGUCCGGUGGCUGGAGGAAUCUGUUCAGUUUUCUCGAAACAAAGUUCAUCUAAUUGGGUACAGCCUGGGCGCGCACGUCUCGGGAUUUGCUGGCAGUUACAUCGGCGGAAAGAACAAGAUUGGGAGAAUUACAGGGUUGGAUGCCGCGGGCCCUUUGUUUGAAGGAACUUCCCCCAAAGACCGUCUUUCACCAGAUGACGCCAAUUUUGUGGACUCCAUUCACACCUUUACCAGGGAGCACAUGGGCCUGAGUGUAGGCAUCAAACAGCCCAUAGCACACUAUGACUUCUACCCCAAUGGGGGCUCCUUCCAGCCUGGCUGCCACUUCCUAGAGCUCUACAAACAUAUUACCAAGCAUGGCCUAAACGCCUUCGCCCAGACCAUAAAAUGCGCCCACGAGCGGUCGGUGCACCUCUUCAUUGAUUCCUUGCUGUACCCCGACAAGCAGAACACGGCCUACCUGUGCAGCGGCAUGGACAGCUUCAGCCAGGGCCUGUGCCUGAGCUGCAAGAAGGGCCGCUGCAACACGCUGGGCUACCACACCCUCCAGGCGUGGAAAAGCAAGAAAAGCAAGAAACUUUUCCUGGUGACGCGAGCCCAGUCCCCCUUCAAAGUUUAUCAUUAUCAGUUCAAGAUGCAGUUCCUCAACCAAAUCGAGAAGCCAGUAGAACCAACUUUCACCAUGUCACUCCUGGGAACAGAAAACGAAAUGCAUAAAAUCCCCAUCACACUGGGCGAAGGAAUUACUAGCAAUAAAACCUAUUCCUUUCUUAUCACAUUGGAUUCGGAUAUCGGCGAGCUGGUCGUGAUCAAGUUCAAGUGGGAGAACAGCGCAGUGUGGGCCAAUGUCUGGAACACGGUCCAGACCAUCAUCCCGUGGGGCACCGGGCCCCUCUACUCAGGCCUCGUUCUGAAGGAGAUCCGAGUCAAAGCAGGAGAAACCCAGAAAAGGAUGUCAUUCUGCUCAGAAAACACGGAGGACCUACAGCUUCACCCAACCCAGGAGAAAACCUUCGUGAGGUGUGACGGAAGCUAUAAAAAAAUGAAGCGGAGGGACAGAUGAGUUUUAAUGAAGACCCAGUAUAAAGAAGAAAUUAUCUUAAUUCUUA
Molecule: messenger RNA, 1638 nt
Organism: Miniopterus natalensis
Lineage: Eukaryota; Metazoa; Chordata; Mammalia; Chiroptera; Miniopteridae
Gene: LIPC
Product: lipase C, hepatic type
Biological process (GO): lipid catabolic process
Molecular function (GO): lipoprotein lipase activity; apolipoprotein binding
Source: RefSeq, a predicted model, not a curated record